AUGAGCCUCAUACCACACUUCCUCUACGAUAUCCUCAGACGCCUCAUGCCGCCCAACCCCGACGAAGACCCAGAGCUGCCCUCCGCACUCGCCGAUGAGACCCUGCACGACAUCUAUCCAUGGAAGCGUGCCGUCACAAUCCAUUAUUAUGACCGCAAGACAAUGCUAGAGUCCCAGGUUACCCGGAUCGACUGGUACAAGAGCGAACAUGCGUUCAAGCAUGAGUAUCUCAAUGUUACUCUCCUCCGCCCUGAGCGGCCAGUGUCGUAUCUCCGUAUCGAGCGGCGGCCCUCGAGCGUUCGGGAUAUUCGGGAGAAUGCAGUUUCUGAGGAGGACAUAUCGGCCUUCACGAAAGCAGAGAGGAAGAAGUUCAGGAAGGAUAUGAAAUUAGAGGAAGCAGACCUGAAGAUGUUGGCACACACCGGGAAGAUGUCCUCGCUGACAGGACUCCAGCUCUCCAUCGACGCAUCCAAAACCGUUUCUGGUGGACAGAGGGCAGCAUCCGACACAGUGGCCCACGUUUCACGGCCCAGCGGCGUCCGAGCAGAGGAAAAACACAAAUCUCCGAAACUUGUCGCUUCAUACCACUCCUUCAACCCGCCCUUCCCCCUCCGCGAUCUGGCCCUCAUCGCAGACAUUGUGCACCGUCGGGAUAUCAAGUACCAGCUGCUCUUGAAGAACUGCUACUGGUAUGCAGACACACUCAUGGGCCUGGUCAGGAAUCUGUACAUGCCGACGAUCGAAAGUGGUGGGGGGUACCUGGAUGCUGGGCAAUAUUUGGGCAAGCGGGUGAUUUUCCAGUCGCAUCAAGAUACUCACGAUGUAUUGAGCCUUGUACCUGUCGUUACGGAAGCUAGGAGUGCACAUGACAGAUAUCUGGUUGAAAAGGAGGAGCAAAAUAACAGAGCAGACAGAGAGGCCACGCGUGCAGACGAGGCCGAGCGGCGUGUAGGCGAGGUUGAGCAGCGUGCAGACAAGGCCGAGCGGCGUGCAAAUGAGGCCGAGCAGCGUGCAAACGAGGCUGAGCAGCGUGUAGAGGAAUUGGCGCGUCAGUUGCAGGGUGCCAGAGCGGUAUCUUCCAAUGUAGGUUGA
This is a messenger RNA of Cyclocybe aegerita, 1092 nucleotides long. Lineage: Eukaryota; Fungi; Basidiomycota; Agaricomycetes; Agaricales; Hemipholiotaceae. The record is from the annotation of a GenBank genome assembly.